CCCAAUACCCUCAAGAGUUACAUCCACCACUCCCACAUUUUCUGUACUAUAUAUAUAUCCAGAGCAUUUCCAAGAAAAUCCAUUCCAAACGCAUUUCAUAAUAUUUUAUUGCUCAAAAUCCAUUUCCAAGCCUUUCAACAAAAACCAUGAGCAGCAUCAUAGAAGGUAACAAAGUUAUUUUCACUGAAGAGCAGGAAGCUCUGGUAGUGAAAUCAUGGGCUGUAAUGAAGAAGAACUCUUCCGAACUGGGUCUUAAAUUCUUCCUCAAGAUAUUUGAGAUUGCACCGUCUGCCAAGAAAUUGUUCUCGUUUUUGAAGGACUCUGCUAUUCCUUUGGAACAGAACCCAAAGCUCAAGCCCCAUGCUAUGACUGUCUUUGUAAUGACAUGUGAAUCAGCGGCUCAACUUAGGAAAGCCGGGAAAGUUACAUUGAAAGAAGCGAACUUGAAAAGACUUGGUGCUACCCAUUUUAAAUAUGGGGUAGUUGAUGAACACUUUGAGGUGACCAAGUUUGCAUUGUUGGAGACUAUUAAGGAAGCAGUACCUGAAAUGUGGUCGCCAGAGAUGAAGAGUGCUUGGGGAGAAGCUUAUGACCAAUUAGUUGCUGCCAUUAAGACUGAAAUGAAACCCUCUUCUUAGGCUUAUUGGUGGGUGAAUGAAGAAUAAUGUAAUAAAAAAAUAACAUGAGUGAGAAGAGAACUUAUAAAUUGUCAAAACAUUCUAAAUUAUUUAUGGGGCUUUUUUUUUUUAUUAUUUAUACGUACCUAAAAAAGUUUCUAUUCACUUAUACGGUCUUGGUAGAUUUUUUUUUUCGUUUAUGUAUAACCUAAAGUGUUUUAUUCAAUAAUAUAGUUUGCACUAUGUAUAAACUAUUAAUUUACUUUUUUUUCCUUA
Cannabis sativa is the source of this 893-nucleotide messenger RNA. Its product is annotated as non-symbiotic hemoglobin. The transcript is spliced from 4 exons. Bases 147 to 638 code for a protein of 163 amino acids. The record is from RefSeq and is a predicted model, not a curated record. Gene Ontology annotation, molecular function: oxygen binding; heme binding. NCBI's taxonomy places the organism in Eukaryota, Viridiplantae, Streptophyta, Magnoliopsida, Rosales, Cannabaceae.